GACAGCGAAUUUACAUACAGUGCAGAUCAACUUUUGGCGACAUUCCAAGAUCAAAGUGAAUAUCAAAAACCUCAUCAUUGACAGUUUACUCCUCGGAUGACAUGCUAUACCGCCUAUACACUCCAUUUCUCAUCACUCCAUCAAGCCCAUAGACUCGUUCGUUGCUUCUGCCAUCAUCAUCCCAUCCCAUCCAGUUCAAUUUAUUAUCCACGAGGGGCCGAGCGCAUUACUCCUGACGCAGAAAACACAGCAUACAGCAUACAGCAUACAGCAUACAGCAUAUGAAACCUGCGACCAAAUACGAAUAGAUAGACAGCGAAUGUGACUCGUUGAACUAUCGGCGGCGCAAGAUGGCCGAGGGAGAUGAUUUCACAAUGUCAAGUUUGUCAACAAUGUCGGCAACGGAUUCACGACCCCAAACUGCACGACAGGAUACGGAAAGCGAGGCAUUCAACUUUCAUAGCAUGGGGAACCAUAUGGCAGAUAGGAGUGAUAACGAUGACUCAAUGUCUAUGAACUCGCAGGCUUUUGAGGGGAAUAAUCGAAUACAAUCUCCUGACCCUACGAAUUUACCUACUCUGUCCCCUCCAGCUGAUAGCAGUAUGCUUUAUGCUCAUAGCGAUAAUGGAGAUAAUCGAAGUGACGGUCUGCUGAGUGCUAUGGAUGCAAGAGCAAUGGAACAGCAUCUGGAUAAUGUCGAAUCGAGUUUUCUUCCGACUGUUUCACCAAUCGGUAAACAUGGCAAGGCUGGUGCUGAUGAUACAUAUUUAUUUGAUGCGAAUCGGAAUGGGGAAAAGUCCCCCGCACUUGAAACACAAACGCCCAAGAAGAACAUUAAUAGUAGUGAGAGUGAAGGUUCCGGUUCACCCCCUACACCAGAUGGUGCAUAUAAAACUCCUGGCCCUGCCCCUCGAUACGCUGUGCAAGUGGAAGAUGAUGAUUCGGAACAAAUUGGGAACACGACGUCUGCUCUCGAAACUCUUUCGUCAUCCCCAACAGCUGCCGCCGCUGCAAGAACUAUAUCUCGAGCAAUGUCAGCGGCAAGUAUGGGAGAGAAUUUCGAAUCAUCAUCACAAUCAACCUCUCAUUCAAAAGCACAAUCAGAUGAUGAGGACAUGGAGGCUACACCAACAAGAUCCAGCCAAAAUUUACGAGCAUUUUCCGAAUCAACGAAUGAUAGCUCAAGCCCGAACCACGAAUCAUUGACUCGAAGCAUAAACCAAAAUUUGGCGAUCGAUGCUGCUGCGACUCUUGGGGCUGCACUCUCCACAAGCAAUAAUUCUAGGCCUAAAUUUCUUCGAAGUCGACAUUCAAGUCAAAGAUCUUCUAUCUCUUCUUUCAUUACGAACCCUGAACAUAAUGACGAUCGAAGCGAUCUUACACCCGGUACAGAUUAUGCUUUGCAGUCUGGAGGCGCGGUCCCUUCGGCAGGAUUAUCGCGAAGUGGGAGUAUGACGUUAUCCAGGACUAUAAGCUUGGGAAGUAUGGCUUCGGGUAUAGAUGAGACUGCUGAUUCAUUUGGAAGAGUUGAAGGGCCAUUAGCGACUUUAGCUGAGGAAGAUAUGAAUCGUGGGAGGACUGAACAUCAAACAAAUUCCGCCCCCGAAACACCUCGAGCAGCUAGUCGACCUAUGGACCCACCCACUGAUACAAUCAUUGCACGACACGUUCGCAAUGUUCAAGUACCCGAAUCAAUGGUCAAAGGCUUUCGUACCAAACAUGGCGUACAUACACCCAGCAAGUCGGCAAGUUUUGCUGCAUCCACCCCAGGUCAUCGAAAUGGAAAAAAUCUCACCUUAAAAGAACAAAGUAGCACAAUUGAAAGAUUAUCCAAGGAGAACUUCGAUCUGAAAUUGAAAGUCAUGUUUCUCAGCGAUAGAUUAGACAAGCUCUCUGAAGAGGGUGUGAAGGAAAUGAUAUCCGAGAAUGUUGAACUCAAGACAGGUUUGGCGGUUAUGCAAAGAGAUAAUAAAGCUCUUCGCAAAAAGGUCAAGGACCUAGAGAAACAACUUAAGGAUGAUGAGGACCGACCAUCCACAGCUCGAUCGGGUACAUCUACGGAAGGAAGUCAAAGAUGGUACCAAGAAGGAGCUUUCGAACGGGAGGAAGAGCUUCUUUACCUACGAGAAAAGGUCGAGGAAUAUUUAACGGAAAUCGAGAGGUUGAGAAAUGAAAGCCUUUUUCGGGAAAAUGAAAAGAGGAAUCUCGCAGAUCUAGUUCGUACGAUGGGUGAAAGACGAGGUCAAAAUAUCGAAACACGAGAAGAAAUGGAUGUUUGGAAAGAUCUUCUUGAGCAAGAGACUGCCCGUAGAGAGCAGAGUGAUGACGAGAUAAAAGUGCUCCGAGAAGAAAUUUUCCGAAUGAAAUCAGAGGCGACAGCUGGAGGACAUGGAUUCAAUCAUGCAACUAAUAAUUACAACAUAAACAAAAGACAUGUGGGGUCACCUUCACAAUCAAACUCCAAUAUGUCUGAUCGCAUGCCAGAUGAGAGGAAUGGUACAUAUAGUACGGCAGGUACAUUGGUGGAGGAGAUCCGACGAGAUAACGAACAACUUCGACAUGAAAAUGCAGAGUUGAGACGGGAGGUUGGAGCACAAACAUCAAUGUUGACUUCACGGAAUCGCGAGAAGGAGAGGCUUUACCAAGAAAUUGAGGACUUGAAGCUUGGCCAGAGGAGAGGUGGUACCUCGGUGACUGGAGAGAGCAUUUUUGAACGAUCAGCAUCGCGAGCACAUGAACGAUCAUCAUCCAGGACCAGUGCAGGUACAAGACAGAUAAACAUGAAUGAGGCUGAACGUGAGGAAUUCGAGAAUAAGCAAGCCGAACUUCGAGAUAGAAUCAACAGUCUUAAGAUCCAUAACCAGGAUCUACAACGUGAACUUGAGUCUUGUAUGGAGGAUUUUGAGACGGCCGUUGAACAAAAGAAGGAAGCUGAGGGUCUAGCUCAGGAAUUGCAGGAAGCUUUGGAUGUUGCCGAGAAUGAUUUACUCACCAUGCAAGCUGACCGGGAUGAAGCCCUCCAAGGUCAAGAAGAAGCCGAAUUGAUGUUCAAAUCUUUACACAAAGAAGCUCAAGAAGAGCUUGAUGGGUUUGCGGCAGAGCAAGAGGAAGCUAAUGCAGAGAUUGAGCGUCUCCAGGCUGAAGUCGCUGAUGAGAAAGAGAAUUUCAAUGCUUUGCAGAACGAGAUGAGAGAAUUGAGUGAUAUUGUUGUUAGAUCGGAGGAUGAUCAUGAAAGGAAAUCCAAAAAAAUUCAAGAACUCGAAAGGGAAUUGGAUGAUGCCAAUAGGGAACUUGAGGAAAUUGAGAAGAAUUAUGUCGAAUCCAAUGAAAAGGUCAAUCGAUUGAAUGUCCAGCAAGAAUCGAGUCAAAAUGAGAUUGCAUUCCUCCGAGAAGAACAAGAUGGAGAUAAGAUUAAGAUUGGUGAUCUUGAGGCAGCUAUUCGGAAUCUGGAGCAAAGUCUCCAGGAAGAACAAGAACGUGCUAGGGAACUUGAUGAGCGUCUUGAUGAGGAAAGGCACCAAAGAGAAGUUGUUGCUAAUCAGGAAAAGCAAGAAAUUCAACAGUUCGUUAAUGACCUGAAUCGUGAAGCCACAACUGCCAAGGACGAAUCCAGAAAACUACGAAAGAGUCUCACUUCAAGAGAAGUCGAGGCUGCAGAGUGGAAGCAAAGACUUAUGGAACUUGAGAAUAAUCUCAGGGAGGCUCUUGGUGAUCUGAAUGGUACUAGGUCAAGUUUAUUGAAUGUGAGUUUAUUUCACCCCAUACUUCACAAUGCACUAAUCUAAUUCCUAUAGUCCAUCGCCAAACUUCAAAGAGAGCUCGAAAAUACUAUUCGAGACCUGGACACGGCCAAAGCUUCUCUUGCCGAAAAAGAACGUAUGAUCAAACAACGUGACGACCUCCUAGAAUCUCACGCACUCGAAUCCCGCAAAUUAGCGGAUAUGUUAGACAAAGAACGUUCAACACACCGCCUUACCAAGAAUCAGUACGAAACAUCUCAAAAGACGUCAUCACAUACCACACGAACUCUUUCACAACAAGAAUCUCGUGUUCUGGAAUUAGAAACAUCUCGUCAACAAGAUAGAAGAAAGAUAGCACAGCUAGAAAAUAAUUUCAAGGAACAACUUACUGAGAGGAAUAAUUUGUUAUUAAACAUGUGGAGUAGGUUGGCUAGUCUUUGUGGAACAGACUGGUCUCACAAUAACUCACUUAUUAAUGGUCGUGCUUUACCAUCCUUAGAAGCAGUUUCGACAAUGUUUCCAGGUUUCUCAAAGAACCUUCUAGCAGCUGUUAAAACCAUUGAAACUCUAGUUGGGGAUUUCCGAGGCAGAGUCAAAGAUUUGGAUAGGAGACUCUGGAAAGAAUACUCAACCCUAGAAAAUAGAUUUGAGAUGCAAACGAAGAAGUUGGACAGAUUAGAGACAAUGGCAAGAUCUGCAGUCCCGCUUAAUAGUAUGGACAGUAGAGCCGAAGUUGUCAAACUAAAAGAUUUAAACCGCAGUCUCAAAACGGAAAUCUCAAACCUCAAAGCAGCAAAUGAAGUUAGAACAGGUGUUUAUGAACCUACUUCUCCCUUCCCACCUGUACCUACAGGUCCGCGUCGGCGAAUCGAUAAUUCUUUAUCCAGAUCUUCAACCAUGACGCGACAUUCUUCAGCAUCAGCUCCUGCAUCAAAUAGUGCUCCUUCAAUUACAACAUCUAGUUCUAAUGCAAUGACGAGAACAGAAGGUGAAGAAGAAUAUAAACCAGAUUUAAGAUGGCAAGUUCGAUUACAGGAAUUGGAAUAUAAGUUAAAGGCGGAAAGGGAGGCGAGGAAAUUGGAUAGAAGUAGUGCGGCGCAGAGAUUAAGGGAAAAGGAUAGGGAGAACAAGGAGUUGGUGGAGCAGAUGGAGAGGGGGAGAGUGAGGAAUGGGAGGUUUGGCGGUGGUGGUGGUGGUGGUGGGGAGAAGAGUGGAUGAGUGGGGAAUUAGUGAUGAGAUGGGCAUUGGAGCGAACUUUCUUGACAUUUAAGAGGGAUAGGUAUCAUAGGCGUAGAGGAAAGGUGUGAAAAUGGGUCAUUGUAGGAUUAGGUGGGUACAAGGGAUAGGAUGGAUGGAUGGAUGGAUGGAGAAGGUAUACAUACAUAGGGUACAUAAGCUGGCUAGCUGGCGUUUUCCCC
Molecule: messenger RNA, 5158 nt
Organism: Sclerotinia trifoliorum
Lineage: Eukaryota; Fungi; Ascomycota; Leotiomycetes; Helotiales; Sclerotiniaceae
Source: the annotation of a GenBank genome assembly